Leopardus geoffroyi (Geoffroy's cat) is the source of this 13059-nucleotide messenger RNA. It is a transcript of the gene SASH1, whose product is annotated as SAM and SH3 domain containing 1. The transcript has 17 exons. The coding region runs from base 6237 to 9938 and encodes 1233 amino acids. The record is from RefSeq and is a predicted model, not a curated record. Lineage: Eukaryota; Metazoa; Chordata; Mammalia; Carnivora; Felidae. Gene Ontology annotation, molecular function: protein binding.
CCCCGGCCAGGCUGUCUCCUUCUGUGUCCGGUGAUGUGGCUGCAAGGCAGCCGCACUGGCAUUCAGGGCCAAAAGGCUGCAGGCAGAGUGGGGGAUAGACGGUGACCUGCCACCUGCCGAGAUGGGCAUGUCCUCUGUCACCAGCUCCAGGCAAGCCUCCAGUUUUGACUCACCGGGAACCUGGAGAGGAGCUGGCAUCCUGGCUGCGGAGCCACAGGGCCUGAAGAGCCGACUGCCUCUGCUUUCUACCUGUCACGUGACUUACAGGACCCAUGCUGAUGUAGAACAGGGCAGGGAAGGGAAUUCUGGGAGACGGACUCCAGCUGAGCCAGGUUGACAGGCCACAGAUGCACCACAGGUACCCAAAGGAGCGAGCAGCACGGGGAUGAUGGCAGGGGUGGGGGGGGGGGGUGGUUCUUAGGCACAGGUGGAGGGCAACGGCAUUCCAGGCAGACGCGAGGGCCUGCAAAGGUGUGUGGGUGCAGCACGUCGGGGGUGGGCUGGUGGUUCAGGGUCCAGGCAGCCCAAGGCCCAGCUUGUGGGAAGUCUUCAGAGCAGCCCAGAGGUUGCCCAGGGGUGGAUUUUGUGCGCGAGAAGGGCCAUUGUCAAUGUGAGGAGAUGAGGUCUAGAUGCCCCCAGGAGGCAGGGAGACCAGUGGUCAAAGGGACACAUCCUGAGGGUCCAACACUUGCCUGAACUUUUAUUAUGCUUCUAGUUUUUCAAUUCUUUCCAUCCCACUGGCAAAUUCCUUCAGUCUUUAAGGAGUGUCUCCUGCAUACUAGGGAUGGGUACGUGGCCCCCAAGAUGAACCCUGGCCCCCAGGCUUUUGUCUGUAAGCCUGGCUGCUUGAUCCUACUGCGUUCUUGUACCCUGAAUUCUCUUCUGAAAACUGCCCUUGUAAUCUGCCUACUAGAUUUUGGGGGCCUUGGAGUAGAAGGAUAUAAGGAGGGAAUGGAGAAGGAAGGAUGGGGAAUGUGUCUCGUGGAUUCAACUAGUGUCCCAGGCAUAUCCGUACCUCACAGUUAGCUGGAGAGACAGACGCUCAGGCCCCUCCAAGGCCUAACGAAUGGACUUCUCCAGAUGUGGUGGAGACGUGGAACUGUGGAGUCUUUAAUACAUUUUCCAGGCGGCUCUUCGGCAGCCAGCGUGGUCGAAUCACUGCCGAAACCUACUUCUUACCCGUUAGGUUGACGCUCUCUGCUUCUGCUGCACGUCUCCAUCACCAGGGGCAGGGGGGUGGCACUCAGCUGAUGCUGGUAGAGGUCAUUUGUCAUCACGGUGACCCUUGGGACCGCUUCCUGGUGUCUCUGUCGGGUGCUGGCGCAUCACUUCAGAUAGAGCCUCGGGAUCAGAAGGGGGAAGGAUGUGAAGCAAUCUGAGAGCAAAAGUGAGAUGAGCCAGCGGAGUGAGCGCGUGGCUCGGUGGCUGCAAAGGCAGAGGACACGCGUGGGAAUUGAAAACCGAGAUCUGGAUGGUGACGGAAGUUAACUAGGUUCACUGUGGUGAUCAUUUCGCAAUAUAUACAAAUACCGACUCGUUAUGUUUUACUCCUGAAGCUAAUUUGUCAUAUGUCAGUUAUAUCUCAGUUUUCAAAAAGAGAGCGAGAGAGAGCCAGAGAUCUGAGAAGACAGGAAAGCCUGAGUUCUCAGCUUCAUCGUGUUUAUAACAUAAAAAUUUUCCAUCAGCUGUGUCUGAAGGAAUUAAAAGUAGGGCUGUGGCAGUGGUCACUGCGGAAGGGACCCAAUCCUUUGUGCCGCCCGGCAGGAGAAGUAGGACAGGCACAUGGCUCCCGCCGCCACGUCCUGGACGGUGACUGGCCACUGGGACCGGCGAGGCGAGGAAGGGCCCGCAGCUCCGCCAGCUUUGGCCUUCAGAGGCCGCUUCUCGACUCCGCUGCUCCCCUCAGAACAGCUGACACAAGAGAGGCUGACAGCCCCAGCCCCCGUGUCCCUCCCCGGCUCCUCUGUGCCCAGACAGCACAGCGGCCCGCAGGGCCGGCGUGGCUCGGGGCCGUGGUGAAUGGGAGCCGCUGUUUGUUUCCACUGAGAAAGUUCUGACCCGCUUCCGGAGCCAUCGCCAUGGAAACAGACCUUGGAGAUAAUUGAAUGGAGCCUCUUUUCCUCCGUCUCCCUUCUCCCUUUCCCCACGCCGAGGCUGAGGCUCUCAGGGACCGACUCUUUGCAGCCCGCCUUUCCCUGCAGGUUCCUGCGCAUUUGACAAGAACAGCAAAGGCCCGGUUCCCGCCAGUGACCCCAUGUGCACCCCAUACCAGGCGGGGUGGCGGUCGUUUUCAUAGUUGUUCUUGAGCGGAGGCCCGUGUACUACGCGUCCUGAUGGCCGUGGCCUUCCACGGGGACGUGUCCAUCCAGCCGGCCCCACAUCUCAGCCACAGUUCCUUGCAGAAGAGGCUUUCUUGCACCACAGAUUUAUUACAUGUAUGCACUCAAGUUUAAAGGGGAAGUGAUUUGGAAGUGAUUUUGCUUCAUUUACAGCAUAAGUAGCCAGCAUAUGGUAUUUUUCUCCUUUUAUAAAAACUGGCUUUUGGGGGUGAAAACAAUGGGCUAAAAGCCCUGUUUUAUUUUGCUUUUGACAACAAUUCAGUAAUUCUUAAAAUAUAAAGACCUAAGUAAAAUUUAAAAUUCACAUCGAGGCCAUAAAGGAAAGGCAUUGGUUUUUACUGGUUGCACCCAAAGCAGAAGAGGACGUUAAGGUUUCCUUUCGUUCAACACCUUCGUACGCCUACCGAGGAAGCGUCAAAAAUCGGUGCUUGACCGGUGUCUGUGAACGCCAGUGGCCAGGUGACAAACUUAAAUUGCACUUUCACUGCCAAUAAGUAGAGAAAACGGACACCGUUUUGGCUUGAGGCUCACAGUUUCGUCCCUGGUACCGUGAAUCCAGUGGUGAUUCAGACAGGAGAGGCCCUUCCUUUCCUGAAUCAGGUGUUUUAAUGGGGUGAAAAUCGGGUUGGGGCCAGAAGAGCUGCGUUUAAGCCCCAGCUCUGUGACCCGCAGUGGGAUAAGUCACUUACGCGAGCUUGCCAGGCAUCCACUUCUUUAUCUGUAUAAUGGGGCUGUUUCAGGGUCUCCGUGAGCCGGACAUACAGUGAGAUCUAUAUGAACGUGCUCGGUAAACCCAGACCAAUGCUUUGUAGAAGUUGGGCAUUUUUAGUUCUUAACCACUGAAUGCGUUAGGAUUGUAUUCAGUCGUAUGUAACCGAACCUGACUGUGGAGUUCAGGCAAAUGGGGGCGUAUUUUUUCAUAGAGCAAGGAGGCCAGAGGUGGGUACUUCAAGGCUGGUACAGCUGCUCAAGGAAGCAUCUGGCCACUGACACGUAGCCUCCGAGGGGGUGUAUGGGGAAGUGAGUGUCUUAACAGGGUAUCCUGCCACCCAAACCAAAUCUUGGUUCUCUUAAGAAAGGGGGAUAUUGAAAUGGGAGACAGCUAGUCCUGCCAGCUAUAGUCACUCAUUCAGCUGGUCUUUUUUUCUGUUUUUAAAGUUUAUUUUGAGAGGGAGUAUGUAUGCACGCAUGCACAUGCGAGCAGAGGAAGGGCAGAGAGGGAGAGAGAGAAUCCCAAGGAGGCUCCAUGCUGUCAGCAUGGAGCCCAGUGCGGGGCUCGAUCUCAUGAACCGUGAGAUGACGUCCUUGAGCCUAACUCAAGAAUAGGACACCCGACCGACUGCUCCACCCGGGCACCCCAGCUAUUUUCUUACAACCCGUCGAUAUAAAGCACCUCAUGAUGUUGUAAACUCCUGGAAGGUAUGGACCAUAUUGCAUACGUUUCCCUUAUCAAGCUGCAGAGGGCUUCAUUAUCCACGCCAAACAGUAGAUACCAAGCAAAGAAAAUCAUUGUUGGUUGUUUUUAUAUGAGAAUGGUCAGUUACUGAACUCCCCGAACUUACGUAAACGUACUGAACUUGCAUAAAAAAAUAGUAUCAUACACCAUGUGGUUGGUGUGUCAUAGGAAUAUUCUGAUUAGUUACUAAGUGUUCAGGACUUGGGAAGGCAUUUGUAACUUCUCAAGGCUGGAAUAUAUAUGGUUACUUUCAGUAGUGUUACAACAUCAAAGCUGCCAUCCCUACAGCACGCUUGUAUCAGCUUCUUGGAUAGGCCGGGCCCAUGAAGUGCCAAGCAAAGAAUAACAUGGCCCAGAUGGAGAAGAGAAGACCCACUGGGAGGGUUUCGGAAAUCUUGGAAGGUGACGGUAUGCUUUCCCGUGUGUCCUUCUCCCUGCCCUGAGCCCACAUCUGCGGGCUUGUGCAGCUCUACACUCUGCCCGUUGUAUAGUCCUGGCCCAAGAAAGGUUGUAGCUGAGACACACACAGGUCGUGGCCCUCCACCAUGGGGCGGGGGGAUGACAUUUGGCUCAUUUUUAGGCAUGGGACUUAAAUUUCUGCGGGUGUCCUGCAUCAUUCACUUCUGGUACAAGUUACCACUCCACGGAUGAAGGAACACAGAUCUCUUUCAGUCUGCCUUUGUGAUGGAUUUUCAGACUCGAGAAGGAUGGAGGCUGUUCAUGGCCUGGAAAGCCUGUUGGCCACCGCUGAGGUGCCAGGGAACCAGCCCCUUACGUGUCAGAAAGCUGAAGUGCUCUCUGAGAAGGACCGAGAGAAACUUGACUCCACAGGGAGAGCUGGUUGGAGGAAAAGACCAGCAGUCCUAACCGCUAGCAUCUUGUUAGUGACGCUUCACAUGUACAAACGUGUUCUAAAUACCAUACAAGUUAUAGUUCACCCAAAUCUCCAGAAAACCUACGUGAUAGGUAAUAUUGUAUCCCUUUUGCAUAGCAGGAAACUGGGAUUCACUGAGGCAAAGUAAUUUGUCGAGUUACUGGUUGGUAAAUGGUAGGGCUGGGCUUUGAACACGGGAGGUUGGGCUCUAGAACCCCACAUCAUGAGCCAUGGUGUUAGGUAGCUGUCUGGGCGGGGGUAGUGGGCUGUAGAAAAUGUUCCCGUCUGCCCAUCUCUACCUUGACAUCAUAUUCAAUCGCUGAUGUGUGUAUGUGCGUGCGUGAGUGCUGUUCUAAGAAAAACAUGGGUUGCUUUUGUAAAGUGUAAUCGAAAAGUAGAACAGGAGUCACUAUGUCCAUCCUAGCUAUUUGGGGAAAUUAAUGUUAAAGAGAGAGAGAUAGGCUUGAUUUGCAGCAGAAAAGAUCACGUGUGGAUACCUACAACUCCCAUGUACCUGAUGUCAUUAGCAGGGGAUUGAAGCAUAACAAAAAUGAUUGUUGCUAUUGUUGUUAGAUUGUUGUUGCGUACCUAGAUUGACUAUGCCUCUCUCUUAUUUUUCUGAAUAAGAUCCCCUUUGGAAACGUCUCCUAUAUAAUGACUAGGGUCACCUACAGUGAUUCGGAUGGCAAUUGUCCACCAAAGAUAUCAUUUAAAAAGGGGGGUAGGGCAGAAAAAAGUUGAAAAUGUCAAAACUCAUGGCUGGAAGUAUCAAACCUUUUAAAUGGCCUUUCAGAACUUUUCAAGCCCUCGAUCGGUAGGGUAAGAGGUCCUCUUCAAAUUGGAAAUAAACGUCGGAUGGUAUUGACGUUUGGAGAUCGUAUAUCCACACAUCACUGCCAUUUCUUUGGGAGAGUUGGUAUCACCCGAUGGGUGGGUCCAAACCAUUUCCUGUGGUAUAUACAUCCAUACUGAACAUCUCUUCAACGUCGUCAAAAAACUAUUUCGUGUACCCUGUGCCGUAUGCAAGAAUCUAAAUCGGUACAGAUCUUACUGUUUAAGGAGGACAAUAGGUGAUCAGCAAAUGGGAAUAUUAUGAUGCUGGACAAUGUGGAUGAAGACCCACUGACGUCAUAUUCAGUCAUUGUGAGAAAAACAAUGGAUGUGAGAAAAUGUGAAUUGCUCGUACCGAGUGCAGUUGAGAAGAGGAAUUGUUAUGGCCAUCCGGAUUAUUUGAGGGAAGUUAAUGCUAAAAAAAAAAUUAAAAGGAGGAACUGUGGCAAUAUAGAAACUAAGCCGAGCACAGGGCCUAGUGGCCAUCGUUGGUGGAAUGAGGGUGGCAGGGCUCUGGGCAGAGACCGAGAGCGUUCAUCCUUUGGGGUCCGGUGAUAGUUAUAAGAGGUCACCCUGACUGGGGUCUUACCAGUUGCCAAGUUCAUGUGAUUCUAACAGCCCGUUAAGGAGCACUCUUCCUAAGUCAAACUCAGAAGACGGCUCUGUAGGAAAAGGAGAUUGGAAGAAGAAAAAUAAGUAUUUCUGGCAGAACUUCCGAAAGAACCAGAAAGGAAUAAUGAGACAGACUUCAAAAGGAGAAGAUGUGGGCUACGUGGCCAGCGAGAUAACAAUGAGUGAUGAGGAACGGAUUCAGCUGAUGAUGAUGGUCAAGGAGAAGAUGAUCACCAUUGAGGAAGCACUUGCAAGGCUCAAAGAGUAUGAGGCCCAGCACCGGCAGUCAGCGGCCUUGGACCCUGCCGACUGGCCAGACGGUUCCUACCCGACGUUCGAUGGCUCGUCAAACUGCAACUCAAGAGAACAAUCGGAUGAUGAGACUGAGGAGUCGGUGAAGUUUAAGAGAUUACACAAACUGGUCAGCUCCACUCGCAGAGUGAGAAAGAAACUAAUCAGGGUGGAAGAAAUGAAAAAGCCCAGCACCGAAGGCGGGGAGGAGCAUGUGUUUGAGAAUUCCCCAGUUCUGGAUGAGAGGUCCGCCCUUUAUUCUGGAGUACACAAGAAGCCAUUUUUCUUUGAUGGCUCUCCUGAGAAACCUCCAGAAGAUGAUUCAGACUCUCUCACCACUUCUCCAUCAUCCAGCAGCCUGGAUACCUGGGGAGCCGGCCGGAAGUUGGUCAAAACCUUCAGCAAAGGAGAGACUCGGGGCCUGAUUAAGCCCCCCAAGAAGAUGGGGACGUUCUUCUCCUACCCAGAAGAAGAAAAGGCCCAGAAGGUCUCCCGCUCCCUAACUGAGGGGGAGAUGAAGAAGGGUCUCGGGUCCCUGAGCCAUGGGGUAAGUACGGAUGGUGUUUGCUUCUAUGACCACCACCGACGUAGGCACCACCUUCUAGUGUCCCUGGAGGAGGUUCAGAGUGUCCGGAAGCAAAUCCGCCUGAAGAAAAUGGAUACUAAUUAUUCAUGUUCCAGAGCUUUUCUCUGCCAGCGUCCCUCCAGAAAAGGAGUCAACAGUGUGACCUGUGACCUGCUCCGGCAGAAACCCAAAGGGGGAGGGAGCUGCGGCGUCCCCAGCAGGAGGGCGCGCGGGCGCCCCUCGGUCAGCGAGUUCAAUAUCACCUACGUGGUGGAGCGGAGCCUGUACAGCCACCUGAACCUGACCCAGCUAGUGCGGCCUGCCUCGGACAGGACCCUGAGCAAGGCCGAGAGACAGGACCUCAGGCGGUGCCUGCUGGAGGAGGAUGAGGAGACCAAGAGGAAGUGGGCCGCCACGGUCGACCGCUGUACUAAAAGGGUUCUCUUGAGAAUCCACCAGAAGUCCAGAACCUGCAGUUUUGGAGGAUUUGACUUGACGAAUCGUUCUCUACACAUUGGCAGCAACAGUUCGGACCCAAUGAGUAAAGAAGGAGAUUUUGUGUACAAAGAAGUUAUCAAAUCACCCACGGCCUCCCGCAUCUCUCUUGGAAAAAAGGUGAAAUCCGUGAAAGAGACAAUGAGGAAGAGAAUGUCUAAAAAAUACAGCAGCUCUGUCUCUGAGCAGGACUCGGGCCUGGAGGGAAUGCCCGGCUCCCCUCCGUCUUCACAGCCUGACGGUGAACACACGGACAAACCGAAGCUCAAAGCCGGAGGUUCUGUCGAGAGUCUACGGAGUUCUCUGAGUGGCCAGAGCUCGAUGAGUGGUCAGACCGUAAGUACCACGGAUUCCUCAACCAGCAACAGGGAGAGUGUCAAGUCAGAAGACGGUGAUGAUGAGGAACCCCCCUACCGGGGCCCCUUCUGCGGGCGCGCCAGGGUGCACACCGACUUCACGCCUAGUCCCUAUGACACGGACUCACUCAAGCUCAAGAAAGGAGACAUCAUCGACAUAAUCAGCAAGCCACCCAUGGGCACCUGGAUGGGUCUGUUGAACAACAAGGUUGGCACAUUCAAGUUCAUCUAUGUAGAUGUGCUAAAUGAGGAAGAAGAGAAGCCCAAGCGCCCCACCAGGAGGAGGAGAAAAGGAAGACCACCCCAGCCCAAAUCUGUGGAGGAUCUCCUUGAUCGGAUCAACCUGAAAGAGCACAUGCCCACUUUCCUGUUCAAUGGGUAUGAAGACCUGGACACCUUUAAGCUCCUGGAGGAGGAAGAUUUGGAUGAGUUAAAUAUCAGGGACCCGGAACACAGGGCUGUUCUCUUGACGGCGGUGGAGCUGUUACAGGAAUAUGACAGUAACAGCGACCAGUCGGGAUCCCAGGAGAAGCUGCUUGUCGACAGCCAGGGCCUGAGUGGAUGCUCUCCACGAGACUCCGGGUGCUACGAGAGCAGCGAGAACCUGGAAAACGGCAAGACUCGGAAGACCGGCCUUCUCUCUGUCAAGUCGUCAGUGGAGUCCAGCUUUAAGUCCUUUAACAGGAAUCAGCUGGGCAACUACCCAACCCUGCCUUUAACAAAGUCCGGGGAUGCGCUGAAGCCUGGGGAGGAAGGCAGGCUGGGCAGCGGUCUCGCCCCUCACACCUCCAAGUGCUGUGACCAGCCAUGCGUGACUGGUCUGAACAAAAACCGAAGAAGCCUGCCCGUUUCCAUCUGUCGGAGCUGUGAGACCCUGGAGGGCCCCCAGCCCGUGGAAACUUGGCCCAGAUCCCAUUCCCUGGACGACCUUCAAGGAGAGCCUGCUGCUGAGAAGGAUGUGCCCGGCGAGGUGACAGAACCCUCCCCUCAGAUUGUACCACAAGUGCCACAAAAGACAACCCCCUCCAUCACAAAGGUUCAAAGCCCCAAACGAGAUCCUGCUGUUGACAAUGCACUGCUACUGACCCAAAGCAAGAGAUUUUCGGAACCUCAGAAGACAGCUAAGAAACUAGAUGGUUCCAUAGCAGCCUCCUCCCGUGGCACAUCACCUCCUCCGUGUUUGCCCAAAAACUAUGAUGCUCAGCCUCCUGGAGUUAAACACGGUUUAACAAGGACACCUCUCGAGGGUCACAGGAAAGGACUCGAGUCUGAAGGAACGCAUCAUCCCGCGGGCACCAAAGAAGGCCUAGAUGCCGAGCAGAGGGGCCCCGAGGCAAGAACGCAGGCCAGACAUCCCUCCCAGCCUCCACCUGUUCCCGCCAAGAAAAGCCGAGAACGCCUGGCCAACGGACUCCACCCCGGCCCUCCCGGUCCCGACGCACCAAGCCUGCCCGCUAAAAAAGGCAGCCCCAGUGACUGUCAUUCACCUCAGGCUCCUAGGCCUCCCUCGGCACAGGAGCCCGGCAGCCCACCCAGCUCGAGGCCGCCGCCCUGGCUCUCAGAGCUCCCGGAGAGCGCCAGCCUCCAGGAGCAUGGCGUGAAGCUGGGCCCGGCUCUGACCAGAAAGACCUCCUGCGCCCGGGGAGUGGACCUGGAAACGCUCACUGAGAACAAGUUGCGAGCUGAAGGCAUCGAUCUCACCGAGGAGCCGUACUCUGAUAAGCACGGCCGCUGUGGGAUUCCCGAAGCCCUGGUGCAGCGAUAUGCAGAGGACUUGGAUCAGCCCGAGAGGGAAGUUGCCACCAACAUGGACCAGAUCCGCGUGAAGCUGCUUCGGAAGCAGCACCGCAUGGCGAUCCCAAGUGGUGGACUCACAGAAAUCUGUAGAAAGCCCCUCUCUCCCGGAUGUGUCUCGUCUGUGUCAGAUUGGCUGGUUUCCAUCGGUCUGCCCAUGUAUACCAGCGCCCUCACUGAAGCCGGGUUCAGCACAUUGGGCCAAGUGCCUUCUCUGUCCCACACUUGCCUUCAGGAGGCCGGCAUCACAGAGGAGAGACACAUAAGCAAGCUUGUGUCUGCAGCCAGACUCUUCAAACUGCCACCAGGCCCCGAGGCCAUGUAGCCAGGCCCAUCAUGGAGCUCCCCGGACAAGAGCCACCCUUUCACUGUGCUUAGGAUGCUAAUGCAAUCCCUCCUCCUUGGGACCUGCAGACCAGAUCCAGAAGAAAGGCCCGGUGUAAGGCCGACUGGAGCACGAAACCUGGGCACGGGACUGAUGACCCUCUCUUCUUCAGAAGAGCCCCCCUCGAGGAAAUUGGUGUGGUUCUCUUUGACUCCCCCAAAGAAAAGACAAGCACUAACUUUUAUUCUCAGAACACAAAAGAACCAGGAUGCCAGCUCGCCGCCCAUGCUGUGCCUCCAGUCUGUCUUGGUGCGCUGGCAGAGGGAGGGGGCAGCCGCUGGAGAAUGCCCUUGCCUUGCUGUCUGUCACCCUGCGGGAUGCCUGAGGGCAGGUGGGUAUUGGCCAGGCCAAAGUAACAGACCCAGGAGUUACUGUACGCCAUUGACUAUGCUUGUUUAUUCAAAAGUAAGAAAAUCUGGCUGCAUUAGGAAAAAAAAAAAAAAAGUCCUAUUCUCCUUUAAGAAAACAAGAGACAUUUUAAUAAUUGCUUUCUAGCAAUCAGCUUUUAUUUGCCUUAAUAUAAGCUUUUAAGCAGUUAUCUGGUGUUCACCACCCUGUAACCAUAGUUCCAGAUCUUCAGCCUAGACUGCCAUCUAACAUACCAGAGAUGUUUUCAGCAAAAAAAAAAAAAAAAAAAAGAAAAAAGAAAAAAAAAAGAAAGAAAAGAAAAAAAAAAGAAAAAAAAAGGGCUUUUCUAAUUGCCUCACUCUAACAUGGCUUAAUUUGUAGGGGUGUUUGUCAGGCACAAACUUCAUGUUGGCUUUCAGUUUUUAAACUAACCACAAAUCCAGUAAAAAGCUAUCUGAAACUCACAGAUCAGGUGUGUAUGUAAGCGUGCAUGCAUGUGUGUCCAUGUGUGAGCGCGUGUGUAUAGAAACUACCUUCAUUUUAAAUCAGUUUUGUUUUGUUUACGAUGUUGGUCACCGUGCUGCAGUAUUGACUUUGACUCCCGACCACGACCAUUCCAGAAUUCACUCAUCAGCUAACAGGUCACCUUUGCAAAGCCAGCGUAAGGUUGAAUAUUUCAGAAAGAUGCUUUUAAAAGGGAAGUAGUUUAUAAGAGAUUUUUAAAGUUUUUUUUUCCACUUUUAUAAUUAAGGUACUGUUUUCCUCCCUUUAUUGAGAUCAUUCUUUUAAUUCAGAUAAUAGUUCAUUCUGGAGCCAGACAAAGCACGUUAGCCAUGUAAUAAGUAUUUGCCAUUUUCAGUUGUUUUCCUACUGAUUAGAGCAUUUACCAUUCAUUCUCUUUUAGUCUGGUGUCUGACUUUUCUAGCACACAGAAAUACAGGCAACUAAAUUAAGGUUUCCGUCGCUUACUAAAUGAAUUUCCUCUACAUUCUUAGUCAUGAGAACUAUUCUAAGCAUUGAAUGUGAUCAUUGACAACAAACACUUUGAAGACAAAGCCUUGAUCAAAAGCUCUUAAACAUUUCAUCUCCUCGUUAAAACGAUUCCCCUGCGGGGGGGGGGGAGGGGGGAGUAACUUCACUCAUUACAAAGCCAUCUUCAGCAUUUGCUCUAUGUACUUGGAUCCGUGUUUCUGAGGAAAAGGAUGUUCUCAGGUUAUAUAUUUUUUUCACACUUUGGUAUACAUUUAAAAAAAACACGUUUCUUCAAUAGUAUUCACCUUCUAUAAGACGCCAUGUGAAAAAGUUGUGGAAAUGCAGAAUAAAAAGCUAAAAGCUGCCAACUUUCUACCGAAAUCUGAAAAACAGCCCAUUUUUGCCAUCUCGGGUUGUGCACACAGCCCACGUGGAAUGUGACGAUACCGUCGAACUGUAGCGCUUGUGCUGUGGUGGAGACAGGUGCAGGGACACGGAGCCUCGGCAUGACAUUCUGAGAUCCUGCUCAUAGUGUAAGCCGACCACACACAAGUCACACAACAGAUAACAGAGGAGGAGGGGUCAUCUGUGAAUUUCCCAGUGUUAGUUCAUUUUCAGUGUCAGAUUUUCAUUUAAGUAAAAGUGGCACCAGAAAAGGGAAUGUCCUGGAGUUCUUGAAAAUGCCAAACCCUAUUUUUGUCAUUCUUCUUUGGAAAUCAUUGCCUUUGCGUAGAAAAAUCAAAUUCAGGGACCAUGAAUGAUUUUCAGUGGGAAGAUCUUCCUAACCUGAGGGGUCUGAGAUUUUUACUUUAUCGUGCUUUUAAAAAAAUUUUUUGUUGUUGUUAUUGUUAGUAUUUGUUUGGUCUUUUGCUUUAAACUUUUAAUUUGAUCCUAGAAAAGCCUGAAUGUUUGUGUGUGACAUUUGACUAAGGUGGUUUAGGGACCGCGUGUCAGAAGACAGGUAGGUAGGUGUUAGGUGCCAGCAAUAUCCGGUUUUAAUCAAUUGCACUUGGUACAGAAUGUUGAGGAAGUGUUGUCUUUGGAAAGCACAAAAGAAACCUGGAAAGGCAGUUUGGCUCAGGUAGCUACACAUCCGUUGUGUGUAAUUUUUACUGUAAAGCUGUCUAGAAGGAAAUGCGGCCAGUCCCAACCACUAUUUACAUUCCCAGAUAACCAGGAAGCAGAUACAUUUUCAUGGCCUUCUCUUAGCAGCCCUUUUCUCUGUCCUGAUCCCCGGUGUGGGGGAAAUUGGAAAUUACUAGUCUAUUGCAAACCAGUUCCUGACAUAGCAAAAUUUGCUUUCAUAACUGCAGCAAAAGAAAUCAGUUCACCAAGUCAAUGCUGCAUUGUGUGUACUGUAUUAUUUUCAGAAACUAUAGUAGUCUGAGUCCAAGUUACCUUGAUUUUAAAUUGAUAGAGAAAUGCAAGAAACUGUCAAGCAAGUUAUAUAACAACUAACAACAUUGCACUUUCUGUAUAUGAAAUCAAUAUUUAAAUAACUUAUUUUUCUCCAUUGCUGUUCUUAAACAUUGUAAGUAGCUGUAAUAUACCAGUACCGAUAUGUCCUUGCGAUCGCUUCAGCCCAGGAAAGCUGUGUAUUGUUUUAAAAAUUGUAAAAACUAUUGUGAUGAUUCAUUUAGCAAAGAGAAAGGUGGACAGAAGGGUUUUCCUAUGUAUCAAACUUGUCUAUAAUUAUGUCAUCUUAUGUACCUAGGAAAAAUAAAUAAAUUUCGUCAGUUGA